AGCUUAUAUACAUGUGUGUGUGUCUGUAAAAUGUAAUAAAACCCUAAUUCUUCUUCCCCUUUAAAUUCCACAAAUACAUCAUUAAUUAGUUAUCACUCCGUACGUACUUAACAGUAUAAUAAUGUCACUUAACAAUAUAAUGGCGGCUGCUCCAAGAAGUGGCGGGUACUUGGAUGGGUGGGUCUACGGAGAUCCCCGCCAUGGUCAACUCUCCGUUCGACUCAUUACUAAAGCUCUGGCUGUCCCCCAAGGAUUUUCCCAGACACUCGGCGACCGGACUUUCACUCUACCCUUCGACCCUCUCCGCGUUCUGUCCUCGCCGGAAAGCGCCUUCGCCUAUUUCUCCGCCGCGCUCGCCGGCGUCGUCGGCCGCCUAGACGCCGCGGCGUUCGCCGCCCAGAUGGUCCGGUUCGCCCUCGAGAACGUCACCGUCCGAGGUUGUGUCCGGUUCGGGAUAUUCAUGUCGGCCGUCUUGGAGACGGUCUACGUCAUGGAGCCGGAGGCGGAGCCGAGGCCGCCGCUUCCCCGGGCGGCCGUGGAUGCACUGGAUGAGUGGCUCAUGGAUCACAUGUUUCGGACGUUUGAUGGCAGCUGGGGACCCGCCGCCGGGCCUGGGUUGUCGGAAGAUGAGGUCGCCGCGCUUGAGAAACAGAGGUUCGCCGGAGAGGAGGAGGAGGCGCCGUCGUGUGCGGUGUGCCUGGAGGAGUACAUGGAGGGUGACGUCAUCACUCCUUUGUCGUCUUCAUGUUCGCAUAAGUUCCACAACGCGUGCAUAGCGAAGUGGCUGAGGAGGAAGAGGACUUGUCCCGUCUGCCGUGCUCCGGUCACCGGCGGCCGUCAAAGCUGAUGAAUAUAAUUAAUCAAGGGAUUAGCCUUAA
This is a messenger RNA of Cuscuta campestris, 878 nucleotides long. NCBI's taxonomy places the organism in Eukaryota, Viridiplantae, Streptophyta, Magnoliopsida, Solanales, Convolvulaceae. The record is from the annotation of a GenBank genome assembly.